AUGUGUUCAGCAGUUGAUCGUACAUCUGAUUUUAUACGUUCCGUUCAACUUAAUCGAUCGAAAUUAAAUGACUUAAAACGUCAAGAUGAUUCAUCAUCCAAUUCAGUUGGAAAUCAAUUUACAGAUCAUACAUCUUUGGGGCUAUCUAAAGCUAACUCCAAUGACCUAGUAAAUGAAAAUACUAUUCCCAGUAAAUCUAAUAUUCCAAAUGGAUUGAUAAAAAGUCAAGAUUAUUCAUCGGAUAAGAAAUCUUCUGUUCUUCUUAGUCAACGAUCACAAUUUAUGAAAGCAGCAUCAAUGAUUAGUCAAGAUUUGACGAAUACAUUUUCUAAAUUGGAACAAUUAAAUGCAUUAGCUCGUAAACAAACAUUAUUCGAUGAUCAUAGUGCAGAAAUGCAACAUUUAACUUAUGUUAUCAAAGAGUCUAUAGCAAAUUUGAAUAAUCGAAUUGCUAAUUUACAAGAAAUUUCUAAAUCUCAAUUAUCUAAUGGGAAACAACAAUCUACACAUUCUCGUUCUGUAUUGAUGGUUUUACAAACACAUCUUGCUAAAAUGUCCAAUCAAUUUCGAGGAGUACUUGAGUAUCGUUCAGAAAAUCUAAAAGUACAAAAUGCACGUAAAAGUAAAUAUAGUUCAUUGAAUGAUAUGUAUAAAUCAUCGGAAACACUAUCAUCAUCAUCGACAUCUGGAAAGCCUCCUCUGCCACAUGUUGUUAUUCCGUCAGUUUUGUUAAAAGAUGAUGAACGUGCCAGAGAAGCUUUACUUAGUGAAAAACAAGGAAAUGAUGGAUUGGAUGGUUUAGGCAGUUUAGGCUCAUCUUCUAUCCCGAUGAAUUCAAAUUUAGGACUUGCUCAAAAAUAUAUCAAUCCUGAUCAAACUGAUUCGUAUUUAUUAUCUCGAUCAGAAACAAUGCAAAGUAUUGAACAUACAGUGAUUGAAUUAGGACAGAUUUUCCAACAAUUAGCUACUAUGGUUCAUGAACAAGAUGAAUCCAUUCGUCGUAUCGAUGCCAAUGUAGACGAGGCUGCAAUCUCAAUUGAAGCUGGUCAUUCAGAAUUAAUUCGAUAUUUUCGUUCAAUUAGUUCAAGUCGAUGGCUUAUGAUUAAAGUAUUUUUUGUUUUAAUUAUAUUUUUUAUAAUAUUUGUUGUAUUCUUUGCUUAAUUACUUCCUUAUUGUUACUUUUACAUUUGUCUGUCUGUCUAUCUCUCUCUGCGUAUGUGUGUGUGUGAGACUGAUCAGAUGAAUUUUCAAGUUAUCAUUAAGACAUGAAGAAACAGAACGACGAUACAUAGAAAUACUCUUUUUCUCUCUACUAAACUGUUACACAAUGACCAUUGGUCUGUUAUUGUCUGUAUGUUGUAUGUAAACUUGAUUGAUUGUUUUAUGAUUAAAAAAAUCUCUAUUUUAUAUAUACACACACACAUAUAAGUAAGUAUACAUAGAGUUUCAUUUACAUGUACACACUGUGUAUUUGAUUACACAAUGAAAACGUUUUACCGGAAUUCCAAUAUACAUAUAUAUAUAUAUAGGUAAUCGUUUUUUCCCCCCUCAAAAAAUGCUUCCUUUCAUUCACAUUAUUCAUAAAUGAACAAAUGAUCAACUAGUCUUUCAUUUAAUUUUAUUCACUCUAAUGUGAUAAUGAGUUGCUUUCACAUGUUCUUUGAUCAACUGUUGUAAAGCUGAUCCAUUGCAGACCAUGAAACAAAGAGUAAUCAUUAAACAUUUGUCUGUGUGUGUAUGUGAGUGUGUGGGCACGUUUUCUCCGUCUUCUCCUUGAUAUUCCCUUUUCUAUCUACACCAUCAAGGUUGUUUUCAUUCUAUACUAUGUAUUGUGUUUCUUGUUCACGCACACACACACACACAAGCACACAGAAACUUUCUUUUACACCUUCAAUCUACUUACAGCCUUAUUAUUGUGCUUUCCAUAAAAAUUAUGUACAGUGUAUAAAUUCAAUCUAUUUACUGGUAUAUUCAUCAUUUGUCUGGUAUUAUUGUGCCGCCUUCGUCCUGGAACUAUGAUGAAACGUUGUCUAGCUUCAAUAAUUGACUACUAUCUAUGCUGUAAUUUUUUAUUCUAUGUGUCUAUGUAUGUAAAUGAAAGAUAAUUCGUCAUAGUUAAUUAGUCCAAUCGAUUUUCUCAAAAAAAAUAGAGCGUACAAAUGAUUUUAAUGUUUACUGUGCUUUCUUCUAUUCUCACUCCUUAUUCAAUUAAUAUUAAAUCUUUGUCUUUGUAAUUUGGAUAUUUUUCAUUUAAACCAAUUGUUUUUGUUUGAAACAGAGAAAAAAAAGAUUGUACUACUUUAUUUCAAUUUAUUAUAAUUGUGUUUUGUUUUUUCCGAAUGAUAUAAACUGAAUUGGAUCACAUUGAAAAAAAAAAUUCAGUGGGAAAAGGGAAGGAGGAGGAUAAAAUUUGUUUGUAUGGAAUUUAAUUCUGAACAUGUACACAAUUUGAAUAUUGCAGACAAUUUAAUUCACGUUUUGACCUUCAUCCAUUUUGUUGUUGUUGCUUUUUCUUUUCAUUUGACCAACCGAAAUGCGCGACAUGAUGGCGGAUUUGUGUUGUAUGCCUAAACGUUGAG
Molecule: messenger RNA, 2579 nt
Organism: Schistosoma turkestanicum
Lineage: Eukaryota; Metazoa; Platyhelminthes; Trematoda; Strigeidida; Schistosomatidae
Source: the annotation of a GenBank genome assembly